AUGGGUAGGGUAAAGUUGAAGAUAAAAAGACUUGAGAGCACAACCAACAGGCAAGUUACAUACUCGAAGAGAAAAAGUGGGAUAUUGAAGAAAGCCAAAGAGUUGUCGAUUUUGUGUGAUAUUGAUAUCGUCCUUCUUAUGUUUUCUCCUACCGGAAAGCCUAACGUUUUCCAUGGAGAGCACAGUUGCAUUGAAGAGGUUAUUUCUAAGUUUGCGCAAUUAACUCCGCAAGAAAGGACAAAAAGGAAAUUGGAGAGCCUUGAAGCAUUGAAGAAGACUUUUAAGAAGCUAGACCAUGAUGUAAAUAUACACGAGUUCUUAGGAGCAAGGAAUCAAACUAUUGAGGGUCUAAGUAACCAAGUAGCUAUUUACCAAGCUCAGCUUAUGGAGUGUCAUAGGAGGCUAAGCUGUUGGACGAACAUCGAUAGAUUAGAAAACACUGAGCACCUGAAUUUAUUGGAAGAAUCGUUGAGGAAAUCUCUUGAAAGAAUCCAGUUUCACAAGGAACACUACAGAAAGAGCCAACUUAUGCCAAUAGAAUGCACAACAACACAGUUUCACAGCGGGAUACAGUUGCCUUUGGCCAUGGGAGGUAAUAAUAGUAUGCAAGAAGCUCACUCCAUGUCUUGGCUUCCUGAUAACGAUAACCAGCAAACAAUCUUACCUGGUGAUUCCAGCUUUCUUCCUCAUAGAGAGAUGGAUGUUUCGAUUCCGGUUUACUCAAACUGCUUCUUUGAGCCUACAAAGCAAGAAGAUCAGAUGUGCAGCAACCCUGUACAACAGUUUGAGCAGUUAGACCAACAAGGAAACGACUGUUUGGGUUUACAACAAAUUGGGGAGGAAUAUUCAUUUCCUGCACCGUUUGGUACUAAUUUGGGAAUGGAAGAAGAUCAAUACAAGAAGAUCAUCAAGUCUGAAAUGGAAAUGCACAGCUUGCAACCACAACAACAACAACAACAACAACAACAACAACAACAACAACAACAACAGCAACAACAGCAACAAGAUCCUUCAAUGUAUGAUCCAACGGUUAAUAGUAAUGGUGGCUGCUUUCAAAUUCCUCAUGACCAAUCCAUGUUUGCCACUGAUCACCAUCAACAUCAACACCAUCAUCAUCAUCAAAAUUGGGUUCCAGAUCCAAUGUUUGGUCAGACUUCUUACAACCAGCAGCUGAACUAA
This is a messenger RNA of Microthlaspi erraticum, 1179 nucleotides long. NCBI's taxonomy places the organism in Eukaryota, Viridiplantae, Streptophyta, Magnoliopsida, Brassicales, Brassicaceae. The record is from the annotation of a GenBank genome assembly.